This is a messenger RNA of Vitis vinifera (wine grape), 1573 nucleotides long. RefSeq lists its product as uncharacterized. NCBI's taxonomy places the organism in Eukaryota, Viridiplantae, Streptophyta, Magnoliopsida, Vitales, Vitaceae. The record is from RefSeq and is a predicted model, not a curated record. The transcript has 14 exons. Gene Ontology annotation, cellular component: kinetochore; Mis6-Sim4 complex. Bases 327 to 1334 code for a protein of 335 amino acids.
UUUAUAUCAUUGACAUCAUAAAUCCUUUCUUUUCAUAUUCACCCAAAAUAUGAGCAAAAUAUUUUCUUUUCCUAUUUACCCAAAAAAACAAGCAAUUAAAACUACUAAGAUACGAUUUUAUUGAUUGCAAAAAAAAAAGGUCAAAACCCUCAAACCCACCAUUCCAUUGAAACGAGGAGGUCCUGUUCGGGGAUUAUUUUGAAAAUUAGGGUUCUCAGUCGGAUUAUCACAAGUUUGGGGUACCAAAGGGCUAAGGCCAUUGAAAAUAGGGCAAACAAACCCUAGAGGUGGCGGAGAAGACGACCACGACGGAGGAGAUCAUUUAAAUGUGUGGAUUCAUGCAGCAUCAUGAAAAGCUUGAAGGAAGGCCAAAUAUGACAAUGGGAGAAGUGAAUUUUAUACAAGCGGAAGAUGUGCGAUUAGAGACUACACGAGCUAGAUUUUCAAAUGUGAUUAAAAGGCAUGGGCAGUUAAUUGAGCGUCUUUCUAGGGAUUCUGACAAGAUGAUUUUUGAGCGUCUACAAAAGGAAUUUGAUGCCGCUCGAGCUUCUCAAACUGAAGAGAUUCUUUUAGAUGGCGAACAGUGGAAUGAUGGGCUAUUAGCUACAAUAAGGGAGCGGGUUCAUAUGGAGGCAGACAGAAAGGCAAUGCCAGGGGACUCAAGCAUGCUACCGGAUCCUCUUUUCCAUGGAAAAACUACUUAUAAAGUUGGGAAUAAGGUAAUUUGUUGUUUGGAAGGGGCAAGGAUUGGCAUACAAUAUGAGACAUCUUUUGCUGGAGAACCUUGUGAACUGUACCACUGUGUGCUUGAGAGUAAAUCAUUUCUUGAAAAGAUGACCGUCAUCGAGCAUACAGUACCGUUCUUUCUACCAAUACGAGAAGCAGAAAAUGAUCUUCUGUCUUCCAAUGCAAUGAAAUUUAUAGAUCAUGUUGGAGAACUUCUGCAAGCUUAUGUGGAUAGACGGGAACAGGUUCGCCUUAUUAAGGAGUUAUAUGGGAAUCAAAUUGAAGAGCUUUAUCAUAGUCUUCCCUACCACAUGAUUGAAUUUGCACUGGAUGAUUCUGAUUGCAAGAUAACAGUUAGUCUUAGAUAUGCGGAUCUCCUCUCUGUACUUCCAACCCGAAUUAGAGUCCUAGCCUGGCCAAUGCAGCCAAGCAAGAAAAUCAUAACAAGCACAGGGACAAUCGGUAGAAAGGGGAACUCUGUUCCAGCUCGUCUGUCUUACGCAGAGGAUGCCUUGCGAACAAUGAGCUUACCAGAAGCAUAUGCAGAGAUUGUGUUGAACCUGCCACGGGUUCUCCAGCAAAACUUUCAGCAUAGAGGCUCAGCUUAGAGCUUCAUCUCUUCCCCAAACCAUGCCAAUAUGUACAAAGCUAUAGGUUGUGGUUGUGAUGGAGUUGCACUGGUUGGUAGUGAAAAAGUUAGAGCUGGUUUUUGAUACAUGAACUUCUGUUUUUAUUUUUGUUGUGUUAGCGGCCAGUGAACCAAUACCAUGUUGUCAUGCUGCUACUUUGCGAAAGAGAAUUGAGACAUCCAUGGUAAUGAAAUCAAUUUAUUGAAUUUCAUAGUACA